AUGCUCGCGCUCCGUCUGCUGCGACGUCACGUCUCGACGGCGCCCGACUCGUUCCGACGUGUGCCAGUGCCCAUCGGCACCGACGGCUCGUUCCUCGCUGCCCUCGCCCCCGCUUUAGUGACACCAGAGCAGCAGCCGCUCGUGUGCCUCCCGUCCCUCUUUGGCUCUGUCGCGUGCGACUUCCGUCGACAAUUGGCCAAUGAACAGCUCACGCGCUCGUGGGCGCUCUACGGGGUGGACCUGCGCCUCUUCAGUGCCAGCAGCGGCUUUGGCCGUCGAGGCAUCGAACGCGACGCCGACGACGUCGUGCGCGCAGCGGAUGCGCUGGCGCUCGAGAGGUUUUCGCUGCUGGGCACGAGCUACGGCGCGAACGUGAGCGCCGUCGUGGCGGCCAAAUACCCCGAGAGAGUGACACGACUCGUGCUGGUCAAUGGCAAUGCGUUUGUCAGUGACGAGGACGUGGAGGACUUGGAGGAGCACAGUGACGUUCAGCUGUGGGACAGCGACAGGCGGAAGACGGCGGAAGCAAAGUGUGGAUCGGAGGCCCUGCAGGACAAAUGGACCCAGAUGGUGGAGGCGCUGCGUCAGGUGGAGCGUGACGAGGGCGGAGAUCUGUACUGCGGCAGGUUGCCCCAUAUCAAGUGCAAGACGCUUGUCGUCGGCGGCGGGCAGGACGAGUUUGUGCCACUGUUCCACAGCGAGUACUUGAGCGAGCGCAUCAUGCACUCGCGACUAGAGGUCGUCCCGGAAGGUGGCCACGACCUCGUGCUGUCCAAGGCCGAGGCGUUCAACCCGUUGCUAGAGGCUUUUUUGCAGGAGCCCGACGACAAACACACGCAGAGCAGGGAAUUCGUGGCCGUACCGUCGAAAACGACAAAGUAG
Molecule: messenger RNA, 882 nt
Organism: Hyaloperonospora brassicae
Lineage: Eukaryota; Oomycota; Peronosporomycetes; Peronosporales; Peronosporaceae
Source: the annotation of a GenBank genome assembly